Molecule: messenger RNA, 625 nt
Organism: Penaeus indicus
Lineage: Eukaryota; Metazoa; Arthropoda; Malacostraca; Decapoda; Penaeidae
Product: neuropeptide-like protein 31
Exons: 3
Coding region: 67-306 (79 amino acids)
Source: RefSeq, a predicted model, not a curated record
AGCGUAUGCAACAUCAGUCACUGAGCUUAGCCUCUUCUGUUGCAAGCAAAACAAAAUCUGAACACGAUGUCUUCCCUACGAGCUGUUCUGGUCGUCGUGGCCCUGAUCGCCCUCGUGUCCGUGGCCUUUGCGAUGCCAGGCUACGGAGGCUACGUCAGGCCGUCCUACCACGGCUCAUCCCACGGCUUCCACGGCUCAUCCCACGGCUUCCACGGCUCAUCCCACGGCUCCUACGGCUCCCACGGCUCCGUCGGCUACGGCCGACCCUCCAUCGGAUACAACAGGCCUUACGGACAUCGCUGGUGAGGCAGCGGACGCAGACGCCAGACCGAAGGAGGCGCUGGCGAUUCUGGAGGAGCGGAAUCAAGGCAAUGACUGUGGCAGGGAUCGAGGAAGCCCUUAGGAAGAACCGCGAAGAAAUGUUACGUUGGGUUUUGGUGUUAUUUUUCCGAGGUUUUCGUUUGUUUGAUUGUUUGUGUAAAUGUGAAAUGGGCUGUGAAAAAAGGGAGGUGUUGUUUGAGUGGUUCUGUUAUUCGUGAAUAUCGAUGUGAUUUGUUGUGAUCAUAGCGAUAAUCCUUUCUAUUUAAAAAUAUAUAUAAAUAAACAAUAAAAGUAUACACAUAUA